AUGAAACAGCAAAAGAAUCUCGAGGGGUACGUCGGCUUCGCGAGCCUCCCCAAUCAGGUCUACAGGAAGUCUGUGAAACGAGGCUUCGAGUUCACGUUAAUGGUUGUAGGUGAAUCGGGGUUAGGAAAGUCCACUCUGAUUAAUUCACUCUUCCUUACGGACCUGUACUCCUCAGAACACCAUGGACCGUCACACAGAGUCAAGAAGACCGUACAGGUAGAGCAAUCCAAAGUGUUGAUGAAGGAAGGAGGGGUGCAGCUGCUACUCACGAUGGUGGACACCCCAGGGUUUGGAGAUGCUGUAGACAACAGUGACUGCUGGCAGCCUGUUAUCGAUCACAUCGACAGCAAGUUUGAGGAUUACUUGAAUGCAGAGUCACGUGUUAACAGGAGGCAGAUGCCAGACAACAGAAUUCACUGCUGCUUGUACUUCAUUGCACCCUCAGGGCACGGCCUAAAGCCUCUGGAUAUUGAGUUCAUGAAACGGUUGCAUGAAAAGGUGAACAUCAUCCCUCUGAUCGCCAAAGCAGAUACUCUUACUCCCGAAGAGUGCCAACAGUUCAAGAAACAGAUCAUGAGAGAAAUCCAGGAGCACAAAAUCAAAAUCUAUGAGUUCCCCGAGACCGACGAUGAAGAGGAGAACAAGCUCGUGAAAAAAAUAAAAGAUCGUCUGCCUUUGGCUGUCGUCGGGAGCAACACCAUCAUCGAGGUGAACGGAAAGAAGAUUAGAGGGAGGCAGUACCCGUGGGGAGUGGCAGAAGUUGAGAACAGCGAGCACUGCGAUUUCACCAUUUUGCGGAACAUGCUCAUCAGGACUCACAUGCAGGACCUGAAGGAUGUCACUAACAACGUCCACUAUGAGAACUACAGGAGCAGGAAGCUGGCUGCUGUUACCUGCAAUGGCAUGGACAACAGCAAGAGCAAAGGGCCGCUUACCAAAGUUGAUUCGGUCGAAGGCAUGAGUCCUCUGGCCCAGAUGGAGGAGGAGAGGCGAGAGCAUGUGACCAAAAUGAAGAAGAUGGAAAUGGAGAUGGAGCAGGUGUUCGAGAUGAAGGUUAAGGAGAAGAUCCAAAAACUGAAGGACUCUGAGGCAGAGCUCCAGAGGCGUCAUGAGCAAAUGAGGAAGAACCUUGAGGCACAGCACAAGGAGCUGGAGGAGAGGAGGCGCCAGUUAGAGGAUGAGAGAUCUAACUGGGAGGCCCAGCAACGCCUUCUCGAGCAGCAGAGACUUGAUGCUUCCAGAACUUUGAAGAAGAAAGGGAAGAUAUUUUAAAACUACCUGCAAGUCGCUCAUGCUUUCAUCACCGCUUCCCCCAGAUCCAGACAUCAGUGUUGCGUCUGCACACGUUCAGCGCAGUGCUGUUCCUGAGCACGGCUGGACCCCGAUUAACAGCUGGGGGUGAAAUACAGUCCACAUCAGACCAGCCAAAACCUUAGAAAACUGUAUAUAAACAAUAAAUUCUAUACUCAUCAUUUUGUUUACCAUGACUGCAAAUGUCCUUAAUUAUAUAAACAGCCAUGUUUCAACGGUCAUUGUUGCCAAUUUUUCAAACUUCCAUUCUGCCAGAUUUUACCUCUGAAACCUCAUUCCAGAAGACAUGAUGAAGACGAGACAACCAUGAUAAUAUUACAGAACCGUUACAUUUUUGUGGGUGUGUUAAGUGUUUCCAAAAUAUAUGCUGUCAUUAUCCUUGGACCACUUCAUAUAACUUCAUUAAUAUUUCAGCUCAUUUAUUUUUAUAUAUAUAUGUAUAUGUAUCCCAAGCCAGUUCAGAUAUUAUUUUCUAUGCUUGAAUACUCGCGAGACGGUUUUGUAAAAGGAUUGACUUGUUUAAUUUUUGAACAGUCGCUGUGACAAAAGUGUAUUUUGUCUAUAAACUGUAUUCCACCUUAUUUAACACGACCUGAUGUAUUCGGUCAUAGAAAUAGAUUCACUGCAUAUUUUCCCCUUUAAUUAUAUAUCCAUUAUCUGUAUUUGUUAUUUUUAUUUGGCAUUUGUUAUUGUACAGUCGCUUAAUAAACGUGUGAUAUGGAGUGAGGUAA
Molecule: messenger RNA, 2042 nt
Organism: Trichomycterus rosablanca
Lineage: Eukaryota; Metazoa; Chordata; Actinopteri; Siluriformes; Trichomycteridae
Gene: septin7b
Product: septin 7b
Exons: 14
Coding region: 1-1272 (423 amino acids)
Biological process (GO): cilium assembly; cytoskeleton-dependent cytokinesis; intracellular protein localization
Cellular component (GO): microtubule cytoskeleton; cell division site; septin complex
Molecular function (GO): GTP binding; molecular adaptor activity; GTPase activity
Source: RefSeq, a predicted model, not a curated record